AUUCUUGACUUUUGCAGAGUCAAACACUUGGAGAAACUUCAGGAAGAAAGUACUUGGUAGAAGAUAAAGCAAGCUGGUCCAUCAGCUCUCUGCCUAUUGCCCUGCUUGUUCUGGUUUUCAUGGUUCUUAGCAUGUUUAUUCUUUUCUUUCUAGUGACCAAAGGACAAGUGCAGAUUUCUUAUUUCCUCUAGGGAGUUGGAGAGAGGCAUCAGGCACAAAAUACAGGAAAUCAUGUGGAGAGGAUCUCGUAUUUAUGGUGGUUCCCACAUCACUUCACUUCCCUCUGCCUCCGCCCCCACCUCCAGCCACACAUAAUCUCCCAGCCUUUUCCUGUAGCACAGAACAGAAGGCAGGUCUCCUCUGCUCCCUGAGAUCUGGAGGCCUGUGUUAGCCCCGAGGAUCUGAAGUCAGGUCUGGUGAAACCCUCCGCCCUCAGCUGUGUGAUUGAAUGGGAUUCACGUCACAUAAGAUUCGCCUUACCUAAGACGUUUUUGGGGAAGAUCUUCAUAAAGGAUUGAAUUUCAGGAGCCUGCCAACUACAGAAGAGAAAGACAAGGCAGCUCAAGCCUGAAGCAAUGAAGUCCCCAGGGAGGAACACUUUGUGCCUCAUACUUACUGUGACUUAUUUUUCCCAAGCUACAUUGAACUUGAAUUUAGAGCCUAUUGUUCAUCCUUCGAUUCUUCAUGAACAAGAACUAGCAGGGGAAGAGCCACUAAGUAAAAGAAGAGCAGUUGCCGCGAGUAGCCCUGCAGCUGAGGAUUACACUGUGGAUAUUGAAAUCAGUUUUGAAAAUGCAUCGUUCCUGGAGCCUAUCAAAGCUUACUUGAACAACCUCAAUUUUCCAGUUCUAGGGAACAGCACUGACCAAAACGCCGACAUUUUGAGCAUAGUGGUGACAACGGUAUGCAGACCUGCUGGAAAGGAAGUCUGGUGCUUCUGUGAACCAGGUUACAGGUGGCCUCGGGAAAGGUGCCUUCGCAACAUCACUUGUCAGGGGCAUGACAGCUCCCUCUCAGGACGCCAUUGCAAUUGCCUUAAACAACUGCCUCCCAAGGGACCUUUCUGCCAGCCCCGGGGAGAUGUUACCCUGAGAAUGUCAGUCAGACUCAAUGUGGACUUCCCAGAAGACCUGAAGAACUCUUCCUCUGCCCUCUAUAGGUCCUACAAGACCGACUUGGAAAUAGCAUUCUUGAAAGGUUAUAGCAUUUUAUCAGGCUUCAAGUCUGUGACUGUAACAGGGUUCAGGCCUGGAAGUGUGGUUGUGCAAUUUGAAGUCAUUGCAACAACACCAUCACCUGAAUCAAUGCAUAAAGCAAAUGAGCAAGUAAAACAGAGCCUCAAUCAAACCUACAAAAUGGACUACAGUUCGUUUCAAGCAGCUACUAGUAAUGAAACUAAGUUUUCUGUCAUGCCGGAAGUCAUCUUUGAAGGGGAUACAGUAACUCUGAUGUGUGAAAAUGAAAUUUUAUCUUCCAAUGUGUCUUGGUAUCAUGUUGAAAGGUCCACCGACAUCCAGAACAGCAGUAGAUUCUCUGUUUACACCAUCGUCCUCAACAACAUGACUUCCGUGUCGCGUCUCACCAUUCACAACGCCACUCAGGGUGACGCAGGUGAAUAUAUUUGCAAACUGACAUUAGAUAUUUUUGAAUAUGAGUCCAGGAAAAGAAUAAAUGUUACUGCCAUUGGAAUUUCGGCAAAUGAAGAAAUGAAGGUGAUGUGUGACAAUAGUCCUAUAUCUCUGAAAUGCUGCAGUGAGAAGAAAGCUAAUUGGAGUAACAUAGAAUGGAAGCAGAAGGGGAAAAUAAACAUUACAGGAACCCCUGAAACAGACCUAGAGUUCCACUGCAGCAAAUAUACCUUCAAGGCUGAUGGAACCCAAUGCCCAAGUGGGUCAUCUGGAACAAAAGUCAUCUACACUUGUGAGUUCAUCAGCGCUCAUGGAGCCAGAGGCAGUAAGGACAUAGAAGUGACUUUCACCUCUGUGGGAGAUAAUUCCAGCCACAAAAGGGAUGCGCACGAGUUCCCAAGGCAUGUGAUGGAAAUGAGUACAGUUCAGAGCACCACUGGGAACAGCCUAGAAAGAAGUAAAGCCCAGGAGCAGCAAGCCAACCUAACAAUAACCCCGGACCCAAUUUCUGUUUCUGAGGGACAAAACUUUUCUAUAACAUGCAACAGUGAUGUCAGUAACUAUGAUGAGGUGUACUGGAACACUUCUGCUGGAAUUAAAAUACAUCAAAAGUUUUAUACCACAAGGAGGUAUCCUGAUGGAGCCGAAUCAGUACUGACAGUUGAGACUUCGACCAGGGAGUGGAAUGGAACCUAUCACUGUAUAUUUAAAUAUAAAAAUUCAUAUAGUAUUGCAACCAAGGAUGUCAUUGUUCACCCGCUGCCUCUACAAGCAAAUAUCUUGAUUGAUCCUUUGGAAGUUGCAGUUCCAUGCAAUGGCUCCUACAGCUUUAAGUGCUGCAUAGAGGAGGAUGAAGACUACAAAGUUACUUUCCAAAUGGGUUCCUUUUUCUUUCCAGCAGCAAAAGUAGUUAAUGAAAAGCAAGUGUGCUACACACACAGUGAGAGUAUCAUGGCACACUCAACUUCCUGGUGUCCAGAAAAUAUUGAGGUGUUUUGUCACUUCACCAAUGCUGCCAACACUUCUGUCCGGAGUCCAUCUAUGAAGCUUAAUCUGGUUCCUGAGAUAAACAUCACAUGCCGAGAUACCGUAAUAGGCGUCGGGGCGCCUGGGAAAGUCAUCCAGAAGCUAUGCCAAUUCUUACAAGUUCCCUGCAGCUCUGGCAGCCUCAUUGGGGGAAUCAUCACUUACAAAUGCGAAGGCUCUGCAUGGAAGGUGAAGAGGAAUGACUGCAUCUCUGCCCCGAUAAAUAGUCUGCUCAGCCGGACCAAGGCUUUGAUCAAGAGCCCCUCUCAGGAUGAGAAGCUCUCUGCAUACCUUCAUAAUCUAUCUAUUAGCACAAACAAGGUGGAACAUGAAAUCAGCUCAUCCCCUGGUAAUCUGGGGGCCAUUAUUAACAUCCUUGAUUUGCUCUCAACAGUUCCAACCCAAGUGAACUCAGAAAUGAUGACGCACAUUCUCUCUACGGUUAACGUCAUUCUUGGAGAGCCCAUCUUGAGCACCUGGAAGAUUUUACAACAGCAACAGACCAAUGAGAGUUCACGGCUACUGGAUUCAGUGGAGCGGUUUUCCCGGGUGUUACAGUCAGGAGAGAGCACCGUUUUGUCCAUCUCCCACACUAAUGUGCAGAUGAGGGGCAUAGUCAUCAAAACUGGCCACCCAAAAAACUACAAACAGAGCUUUGUUUUCUCAGACACUGCCCUUUGGGGCAAAGUAGUUAUUGACAAGCCCCGGUUGGAAAGCUUGCAGCCAGAUUCAUCUAUUGUCACAGUGGCUUUCCCAACUCUAAAAACUAUUCUUACUAGGGACUUUCAGGGAGAGAAUUUUGCAAAUAGCUUAGUGAUGACAACCACUGUCAGCUACCAUAUAACCAUGCCAUUCAGGAUUUCAAUGACUUUUAAGAACAACAACCCUUCAGGUGGGGUACCACGAUGUGUCUUCUGGAACUUCAACCUCGCCAAUCACACAGGGGGGUGGGACAGUGAUGGGUGCUAUGUUAAAGAAGUAGAUGGGGACAAUGUCUCCUGUACCUGUGAUCACCUAACAUCAUUCUCCAUACUCAUGUCCCCUGACUCCCCAAACCCUGGUUCUCUCCUGAAAAUACUACUGGAUAUCAUUUCUUACAUUGGGUUGGGCUUUUCCAUCCUGAGCUUAGCAGCCUGUCUGGUGGUGGAAGCUGUGGUCUGGAAAUCAGUGACCAAGAACCGGACAUCCUAUAUGCGCCACAUCUGCAUCGUGAACAUUGCCGCUUCCCUUCUAGUUGCUGAUAUCUGGUUCAUUGUGGCUGCCACCGUCCAUGACCAUCACUAUCCACUCAACGAAACUGCCUGUGUGGCCGCCACCUUCUUCAUUCACUUCUUCUACCUCAGCGUUUUCUUCUGGAUGCUGACACUGGGUCUUAUGCUUUUCUACCGUCUGGUUUUCAUUCUGCAUGACGCAAGCAGGUCCACCCAGAAAGCCAUUGCUUUCUCCCUUGGCUAUGGCUGCCCUCUUGUCAUUUCAGUCAUCACGGUGGGGGCCACCCAGCCACAGGAAGUCUACACAAGGAAAAAUGCCUGUUGGCUCAACUGGGAGGACACCAAGGCCCUGCUGGCUUUUGUCAUCCCAGCACUGAUCAUUGUGGUGGUGAACGUGACCAUCACGGUUGUGGUCAUCACCAAGAUCCUGAGGCCUUCCAUUGGAGACAAGCCAAGCAAGCAGGAGAAGAGCAGCCUGUUUCAGAUCAGCAAGAGCAUUGGGGUCCUUACGCCACUCUUGGGGCUCACCUGGGGCUUUGGUCUUGCCACCGUGUUCCAGGGUAGCAAUGCUGUGUUCCAUAUUGUGUUUACCCUCCUCAAUGCCUUCCAGGGAUUAUUCAUUUUACUGUUUGGAUGUCUCUGGGAUCAGAAGGUACAGGAAGCUUUGCUGAACAAGUUUUCACUGUCAAGAUGGUCUUCACAGCACUCAAAGUCAACAUCCCUAGGUUCGUCCACACCUGUAUUUUCUAUGAGUUCUCCAAUAUCAAGAAGAUUUAAUAAUUUGUUUGGUAAAACAGGAACGUACAAUGUUUCCACCCCAGAAACAACCAGCUCAUCCCUGGAAAACUCAUCCAGUGCUUACUCAUUGCUCAACUAAGAACAGGAAAAUCCAACCCAUGUGCCCUCUUGAAAACAGUGGAUGUGCUCAGAAAGAAGAGAUCUUUUCCAAAGUUAUGGGUAAAAUGUUUGCUCAGCAGGCUUUUGGGAGUAGAUGCUGAAAAGACUUUUUCAUUAAGGAAGGUUUUUUUGUAAAGACAGACUAAAAGUAAUUUUUAUGUUUGUGUUUGCUUCCCUCCCUUUUCAUGUGACACCAAAUGUGUAUAGUAUUUAAGUGAAACUCAAGCCCCACCCCCCUCCCCCCCAGGCCCAGCUUCUCUGUCUAUAUUGUAAAAUAGAAUUUUGAAGAGACAUUUUCACUUUUCACACGUUGGGCACAAAGAUAAGCUUCCAUUAAAAUAAUAAGUAACAGGUUAGUACUUAAGAAAACAUUCCGGUGAGUUCUAUCUAGGAAGGAAGGAAGGCAAGAUGAAAAAAGAGAAGAAUAAGGAAGCACAACAUUAAGGACCACAUGUUAAGAUGUCCAUGUUAAUGAUCUAAUGUAACUACUCAGAUAGAUAUUGCAACAUUAAGAAUAGAAAAUGGCUCAAAAAUGAAAACUGGAUGUAAGCCAUAGGAAAAGAGCUUGGUAUUUUCAUAGCCAACAGAAAAAAUCAAAAGCAGUGGAGCAGAUUGAAAAGAAAUUACAUUAUGAGGAUGCUUCAAAUGGAUAAUAAUAUUUACAGGAGAUGCGUGGAAGGAAACAUGAUUUCCCUGAUGGUAAACACAUUCAUAUCUACCUUUGUGUGUUAAGAUUUGAGCUAAGUGGAAUGAACCUGCAGAGAAAGUGGGAUAAAGAUACUUUAUCUAAUCCACGCAGGAACAAACUACUGAUCAAAUUUUCUAUAACCAAUAAACCAUUUGCCAUCAAAUUGACCCCAGCUCAUGGUGACUCCCUGUGUGACAGAGCAGAACUGUGCUCCACAGAGUUUUCAGUGGCUGCGUAUUUGGAAGUAGGUCACCAGACCUUCCUUCUUAGACACCUCUGUGUGGACUCGAACCAUCAGCCUUUCAGUUAGCAGCCAGCUCCUUAACCGUUUGCACUACCUAAACCCAAAACCCAGUCCCAUCGAGUCGAUUCUGACUCAUAGCAACCCUAUAGGAUAGAGUAGAACUGCCCCAGACUCCAAAUAUUCUUCAGUUGAUCAGCAAAGCCAUAUAUUUUAGUUCCACGUUUCGAAAAUAAAAAUAUAUAUUUUUGAUACUUAAGAAUUGCCAAAUUUGAUAUAUUGCACUGAAAAGAGACCCCAACUCUCAUGUUUAACAGCUUUAACCAGGUACUUCUCUGUGCAUUAUAGAAUAGAUUUUAAUAAUCUUGUAGCAUUGCAUGUUGUUAUUGUUGUUGUUACUGUUAUUGUUACUGUAGAUUGAAUGGCCCUUGGUGUGUUGUUUAGCUCCCUAUGUAUUACCUCUUUCAGUCCUUAAGUUGCCAGACCAAUACAUUAAGAUUUUCAUAUCGUCUAAUUUGUGUUUUUUUCCAACCACUUGGAACACUCCCAGAGAGAAGUUUUUAUAGCUGGUGAUUUCAUGUUCCUAAUGACACUUGAACUUAUGAACAGAUGACAGAGCUUUUCCUAAGAAACUGAUUGUUUGAGAAUUGUGUGUUCAUUUCAUGUAAAAAUUACAAAUAUUUAUUACAAUUGCAUCCAUAUUAAAGCUAAACUAGGUGCUGUAGAUACACCUACCUUAUAUUCCAAAUCAAAGUCUGACUCCAAGGGGAAAAUAAGACAAUAAAAAAUGUGGGUCUACUUGGGAGCAAUCUGGGCUGUGUGGUCUUCGUGAGGACUGAGAACAUAAAGGGGCCCAGGCUUUAAGAAGAUGGGACCAAAGAAGUUGAGAUUCCACAAGCAUGUAUUGAGGUUCGAAGAGUUUUCUUUUAAUAUGCUCUUUAAAACUUUCUUCCCUGUAUUUUUUGUUUUACAUUAUGUUUCCUCUUCUCUUUUAUUCAUGGGGAGGGAGAGGAAUGGGUGUAAGUGGGAUUGACAGGAGUCCUAAUAAUGGUUAAAGUAGAGGAGCUCCUUAUUUCUACAUAUUCGCAAAAUGAUGUAGACAUUUACUCCCACGUUUGUCUAAGAAUUGUCACAUCACUUUCCCAGCUGAAUAGUGUGUUAUUUAAAGUCCCUACAGGAAAUGAGUCUUAGUCUGUGAGAUGCAGACGAAGUUCACCAGGGAAUUAUCAACUUUGGGCGGAGCUCAGUAUCAAGAAGACAGAGGUAGGGGCUAGGUUGAAAGAUCAGCUGAAUUGGAAUUAGAUUCUAGGGAAAGAAUGACUACUGUGGAAUUAGAGUUGGUGUCUGGAGUUGUAUCAGGGAGAACUGAGCCAGGGUUAAGCACAACAUUAGCCUGGCAAUCUUGACGUCAUCAGUCAGGGAGCGCUCUUGAGUAGGCACUGGUUCUCGUAUUUAAAAAAUGCAAAGGAAUAAGACACACUGACCUUCCACCAACCUCAACCCCUUGGGAAUCAUUGUGGUUGAUGUUGUGAAGGGGAGCCUCCGCUAAUUGAAAGUUCCAUAGGAUGUAGACCUGGACCUCUGCCCACAUCCAUUAACCAAGUGGUGGUUGGCAUAUCCCCACCACACACACACACACACACACCAACAAGCAUGUGCCACCACCUUGCAAGCCACAAUACUAGAUCCAAUUCCAGAAAAAACAUGGAAACAAAAAAUUGGAGAAAUACUUGCUGGUUUUCUGCCCAAAUGCAAGAUACAUAAUUCAACCACUGUACUUUCCCAAAAAGAUCUUAAAAUAAGCAGUAGAAUUCAAAACUAUGAAAGAGAACAGUAGUCCAUGAUUCUGUAAAUUGUAUGAAAGCAGGAGCCUCACUUGGCCCUGAGGUUAUCAACUCUAAAUCAGCAAGGAUUGCAAGACUAUUGGUAGAAAAUUUCUGAGGGAAGGAGGAAGGUUUGGUUCUGACAUGGGAGCAGAGUGAGAAGCAGGGACUUUCCUUGUAAAGGGCUCAGUGAUUCCCCAUGUUCCCGACAUCUCCCAGUGAGAGAAAUUGGUUCCGUGUGCCAAAAUAUCUUUCCAUCAAGGGAACUUCCAUUAAAUCAGUUUUCUUCCAAAAGGGAACCUGUGCUAAUUCCUCAGAGAUUGUGGGAUUGGUACGUUCACAAACAAGCAAUAUAAACUACAGAGAUAUUCUCUGGGAAUAUUACAAAUCCAGGGUAACACAUCCAAGUCUGUCAUCUCUUGAAUGAGUCAUGUAUCUGCCAUCUUCAUAUCCACUUCUUAUUGGUUAUACAGGGAAAGAGGUAAAUCAAGGUCUGUGGGGUUUUCAGGAUGUAGGUGCUAAGGCCAGAAAUCAAGAUACACUGUGUGAAGUCAUAGCCUUUUGUUGUUUGUAUAGGGAACGUCAGAGAGGUCAGCGUUGGAAGAUUUCAGAAAAAAACAAAGAAGUUAUAUGGAGAUGAGAAAGAUUAUAGUAACAAUUAAGUGCAGGUGGGAGGUGGAAGGAGUUAUUCUGAGUGGAGCAGAAAGUUCGUAGUCAUUUGUGAAGACAAAAGGAAAUGAGAGUGGUCCCAGGGGGUAAAAUGGAUUUUAUUCGUGGCAUGUGAUGCUAAUGUCUGCAUCCCAAAGAGAAAGCCUAGAGACUCAAGCCAACAGAAGUCUGAUUCCCAGGUGGCCAAAACAAAGGGGAAGUUUAGAGUGGAUAUAUCAUUCCUAUGUAUUUUUUUGAAACCAACAGGAAAUAGUGUCCUACUAUUUCAAAGAUGUUAAUUUUGAGAUUAGGUGCUGUAGCCUUCUAAAAUUGUGACUUGGGAUUUUAAGUCAUGUCUUAAUAGUAUACCAGCAUACAGCUGUGUUUCCUUUCCAUGCUUGUAACAAUAAACAAUCUAAUCAGAUCUUGUGAAGCUUUCUUUAUAUAAACUCUAUGAUCUUUUGUGGUUCGCUACUACUGCUGUAUCAGGCUUCCCUACAUCAACCAGAAUUUAACUCCGUUCUCCAAACAGUGAAUGAUCCCUUCCAUUUUCCAGGCAUAAGGUGUGCCGGAAGUUCACAGCUGAGCUCGGCUGGCUGAAAGGCUGCUGUCUUUCCUCACACCAUCCACACCCCUACUUGGCAUGUGGUAAUUCAGCAGUUACAGGGGUUUAACAAUAGUUCUUGAAGUAAAGCUAUCAGAACCUAACUGCCUGUGAAACAAAAUAAGUAAAGUUCUGCUCUGACACUGGUGUGUGGCUUGGUUCAAAUUUUCUUUGACAGCUGAAAAUGCAACUCCAUGAAUUCUUUUACUAGCAGAUACUAUAUAUUUGCAAAACCCACUGCUGUCAAGCCAAUUCUGACUCAUAGCAACCCUAUAGGACAGAGUAGAACUGCACCAUAGAGUUUCCAAGGAGUACCUGGUGGAUUUGAACUGCUGACCUUUUGGUUAGCAGCCAUAGCACUUAACCACUACGCCACCAGGGUUUCCAUAUAUUUGCAAUGUGACCCUAUAUUUACUAUAUUAGUUUUCUCUUGCUGUGUAACGUCACAAAUUUAGGAGCUUAAAACAACAUUCAUUUGUUAUCUCACAGUUUCUGUAGGUCAGAAGUCUGGGCACAGCUAACCAAAAGAAAACCAAACCCACUGUUGUCGAGGACAGGGUAGAACGGGCCCAUAGAGUUCCCAAGGCGGUAAUCUUUGUGCAAGCAGAUUGCUUCAUCUUUCUCCCACGGAGCAACUGGUGGAUUUGAACUGCCAACCUUUCUGUUAGCAGCCAAGUGCUUAACCACUACACUACCAGGGCUCCCUGGGCACAGUUAGCUGGGUUCAAUGUUCAGCGUCUCACCAGGCUGAAAUCAAAGUAUCAACCAGACUGUGGUCUCAUCUGCAGAUUUGAGUCAUCUUCCAAGUUCAUUAAUUGCGCUUGUUGGACUGAGGCCCUCAACUCUUAGAG
Loxodonta africana (African savanna elephant) is the source of this 9617-nucleotide messenger RNA. It is a transcript of the gene ADGRF5, whose product is annotated as adhesion G protein-coupled receptor F5. NCBI's taxonomy places the organism in Eukaryota, Metazoa, Chordata, Mammalia, Proboscidea, Elephantidae. Gene Ontology annotation, cellular component: plasma membrane; cytoplasmic vesicle. The record is from RefSeq and is a predicted model, not a curated record. Gene Ontology annotation, biological process: neuron projection development; adenylate cyclase-activating G protein-coupled receptor signaling pathway; energy reserve metabolic process. Gene Ontology annotation, molecular function: G protein-coupled receptor activity. The transcript is spliced from 22 exons. Bases 576 to 4742 code for a protein of 1388 amino acids.